Molecule: messenger RNA, 2527 nt
Organism: Boleophthalmus pectinirostris (great blue-spotted mudskipper)
Lineage: Eukaryota; Metazoa; Chordata; Actinopteri; Gobiiformes; Gobiidae
Exons: 4
Coding region: 1-2526 (841 amino acids)
Biological process (GO): proteolysis
Molecular function (GO): nucleic acid binding; zinc ion binding; aspartic-type endopeptidase activity
Source: RefSeq, a predicted model, not a curated record
AUGGACCCAUCGGAUCAGGAUCGCGACCCAGUGCUACAGGCUCUGGCCACUCAGGGGGUCAGAGUGGGCCAUCACGAGCAGAUUUUGAAGCAAGUGACUGAAAGACUCUGUGAGUUAUCUGUUAAUGUAACUCAGCUUUCUGCUCAGAUGAAUCAGCUCGCUCAGCUUUCGACUAUGUUGCACUUGCCACCUGCGGGUCAACCUCAAGCAGCUGACCAGCCUCCAGUCCAACCUCCCACCUCUGCCGCUCGUGAGCCACACAUUCCCACUCCAGAGCGCUACUCCGGUGAUCUUGGGUCCUGUGGCCAAUUCCUCCUCCAGUGCUCCCUGGUGUUCGACCAGCAACCCAACACCUAUCAUACAGAUAAGUCUCGCAUUUCAUUUUUAAUAAGUCUACUCACUGGUAGAGCUGCACAAUGGGCCACAGCUGUUUGGGAAUCUGACUCCACCCUAUGUCAAUCUUGCGUUAACUUCACUUCAGAGAUGAGGAAGAUUUUUGACCACCCUCUUAAAGGGAAGGAAGCAGCUAAACGUCUGCUCUCACUCAGUCAAGGCUCAUCAUCCGUUGCUCAAUAUGCCAUAGAUUUUCGCAUUCUUGCUGUUGAGAGUGGUUGGGAUGACACCGCCUUACAAGGUGUUUUUAUGAGGGGGUUGAGUGAGAGGGUUAAGGACGAACUGGCUGCAUGUGAUGAAACCAACUCGCUUGAAGAACUUAUUUCCCUGGCCACCCGUCUUGACAAUAGACUGAGAGACAAAGAGAGAAAUGCCCCCGAGUCCUCUACUGGAGAGGAGCCUAUGCAGCUGGGUCGGGCUCGGUUAACUCCUGCAGAACGCCAGCGCCGCCAGCGGUCAGGACUGUGCAUUUACUGCGGACAAGCUGGACACUACAUCAACUCCUGCCCCCAGCGACCAAAAGAGAUGGCUCACCAACUGCAGCUCCCAUCUACUCUGUGCUGGUCGCGAGAAUCUAUCCCCCUCCUUGCACUAGUUGACUCUGGAGCAGAUGACAAUUUCAUUGAUUCAAACUUUGUAUCUCAAGCCAAUAUCCCUUUGGAUCCCUUAAAACCCCCCAGGGACGUAAAUGCUCUGAACGGAGAGAGGCUGGCAAGGAUCACACAUGGGUUAAAUGACAUUACUGUUAAAAAUAAGUACCCCCUACCACUCAUUGACUCAGCCUUUGAACCCCUUCAUCAAGCUACCAUUUUUACUAAGCUGGAUUUAAGAAAUGCUUAUCACCUUGUACGCAUUAGACAAGGUGAUGAGUGGAAGACCGCAUUUAACACCCCGCUCGGACAUUUUGAGUACUUGGUGAUGCCAUUUGGUCUUACAAACGCACCAGCAGUUUUCCAAACUCUGGUCAACGAUGUUCUUCGGGAUAUGCUGAAUAAGUUUGUUUUUGUCUAUUUGGAUGACAUUCUCAUUUUUUCCAGGGAUCUUAAGGAACAUGUCCAGCAUGUCAGACUCGUCCUGCAGCGCCUCCUAGAGAACAAGCUCUUUGUGAAAGCGGAGAAGUGUGAGUUUCAUGCAACAUCUGUUAAUUUUCUGGGCUUUGUCAUUCAACAGGGGCAGAUCAAGGCAGAUCCUGAAAAGGUGAAAGCCGUGGCAGAGUGGCCCAGACCCGAAACCAGAAAACAACUUCAGCGUUUUCUAGGGUUUGCAAACUUCUAUAGGAGAUUUAUCAAGGACUACAGCAGAAAGGCAGCCCCACUGACUCGUCUCACCUCUACCCUCACCCCCUUUAAGUGGUCCAGUGAGGCCGAAGAUGCUUUUGCUACUCUUAAAUCUUUGUUCACCUCUGCUCCUGUCCUAACUCAUCCCGAUCCCUCCAGGCAAUUUAUCGUUGAGGUUGAUGCCUCAGACUCCGGGGUGGGAGCAGUCCUUUCCCAGCGUUCCACUGGAGAUCAAAGGAUUCAUCCUUGUGCCUUCUUCUCUCACCGUCUGUCACCUGCUGAGGUUAAUUAUGACAUUGGUAACGGAGAACUUUUGGCUGUAGUUCUGGCCUUGCAGGAGUGGAGGCACUGGCUGGAGGGUGCAGAACAUCCUUUCAUUGUUUGGACAGACCACAAAAAUCUGUCAUAUCUCCGUUCUGCCAAGAGGCUCAACUCCCGACAGGCUAGAUGGGCUCUGUUCCUGGGAAGGUUCAACUUUGUCCUAACCUACCGUCCUGGUUCUCGGAAUAUAAAGCCAGACUCCUUAUCUCGUCAGUUCUCUCCUGAUGUCUCUGAGUCUCUGCCUGAACCCAUCCUGCCUGCCACAUGUGUGAUUGACAGUCCAGCUAAUUCAUCCGAGGUUGCUCCAUCCACUUCCCUGGUUGCAUCUAUUCAUUGGGAGAUUGAAAGAGUGGUUCGUGAGGCUCAGCAAAACCAACCUGCCCCAGAUAACUGUCCGCCUAACUCACUUUUUGUGCCGGAGUCGGUGCGAGCUCAGGUUCUCCAGUGGGGGCAUAGUUCUAAACUUACGUGUCACCCUGGUUUCCACCGGACCUUAGCUUUUCUUAAACACAGAGAUUCUGGUGGCCGUCUAUGAG